Molecule: messenger RNA, 533 nt
Organism: Pipra filicauda (Wire-tailed manakin)
Lineage: Eukaryota; Metazoa; Chordata; Aves; Passeriformes; Pipridae
Gene: RNASET2
Product: ribonuclease T2
Exons: 5
Coding region: 165-533 (122 amino acids)
Source: RefSeq, a predicted model, not a curated record
AAGUUCCAUCUCGUAUCAGUGCCCCGAGCAGAGCAGUGUGUCAGUGUGCGAGGGAGGCGAGGUGGCGCCGCCCUCGGGACUUCCCCAGGAAGCCAGCCACUGAAACCACUGCGGCUCGAGUUCUGCCUUGAAUUGUACUUUGCAAGAGAAGUAGCGAGGAAGUAAUGCUAAAAAGCUUGCUGUGGCAGUGGACCUAUCUGAUUAACAAAAUGAAACCUGCAAAGCUGCACUGUUGGAUUCUGGGUUGGUUUUCUGUGGCACUAUGUUGUUGGUGUACUUCAGAUAAAUUCACUCAAAGUGACAACCACCCUCAUACCUGGAAAAAGCUUUAUCUUGCUCAUCAUUGGCCAGUGACUGUAUGUAAGGCUUUGGCUGAUCUUGAUGCAACUCUUGCUACUUCCCCUGCACCCCAGAGCAACUCUAAACAGGACAAGGUUGUGGUGCAUUACAGAUACAGUAACCGUAAGAAGACUUGCCUGCCUUGUUUGACUGAAGACAACAGACCAGUACAUGAACUGUCUGCUGCACAAUAA